Molecule: messenger RNA, 927 nt
Organism: Eurypyga helias (sunbittern)
Lineage: Eukaryota; Metazoa; Chordata; Aves; Eurypygiformes; Eurypygidae
Product: tumor necrosis factor ligand superfamily member 6-like
Biological process (GO): immune response; positive regulation of canonical NF-kappaB signal transduction; extrinsic apoptotic signaling pathway via death domain receptors
Cellular component (GO): membrane
Molecular function (GO): tumor necrosis factor receptor binding
Source: RefSeq, a predicted model, not a curated record
AUGCAGGCAUAUAAAGGCAGAGCUGGGUCUUCCCCCAGGGCUCAGUCUGGGACAGCCCCGGCAGUUUUGGGCUGCCGCAUGGAAGACAGCGCCAAGCACGUCCAGCCCAUCCCACUCCCAGCUAUGCAGCAGAACUUGAACUACGUGUACCCCCAGAUCUUUUGGGUGGAUGGCUGUGUGAACACAAGUACUUCCUGCCCCCCGGCAUCCCCCGUCGCUCCUUUCCCACCACCGGUUCCCGAUCGGAGGAGAAAGCCAAGGAACAACAGGGAAAGGAGGAGCGUUGGCUUCCUGGUGGUUUCCUUGCUGAUCCUGCUGGCCCUCACUGGAGUGGGGCUGAGCAUGUUCCAGAUCUUCCACCUGGAGAAGGAACUGGCUGAACUCAGAGAGGCUGCCAGCACUGAACACAUCCCUCCAGCUCUGGAGAAACUCAUAGGGCAGAAGGAGCAGUCGAUGAAAAAGGAAGCAAGGAAGGCAGCACACUUAACAGGGAACCCAGACCAGCGGGAUCUCCCUCUGGAGUGGGAACCCAUCUCUGGCCAUGCCUUCACCAAUGGCAUUCAAUACCGUGAUCAGGGCCUCAUCAUCAACGAGACCGGCCUGUACUUUGUGUACUCCAAUGUGCUCUGCAGUGUCUGCAGCAGCCAGGUGUUGACCCACAUUGUCUACAAGAAAAACCCAGCCUCGCCGGGCAGCCACGUGCUGAUGGAGGACAAAGGCAUCAACUUCUGUACGGGUCAGAAAACAUGGGCCCGAAAAAGCUACCUAGGGGCUCUAUUCAAGCUCAGGAAGAUGGACAGUUUGUAUGUCAACGUCUCCAAAAUUGCUCUGGUUAACUUUGAGGAAUCCAAGACAUUCUUUGGCUUAUUUAAGCUUUAAAUGGGGCUGUUGGACCAUGGCUGGCAGACUCCCCCCACACACUAGGAC